UUCUAAUUGCAUACAUCUUUGUUUAUCUUUUAGUUGCAUCGUAGUUGUAGACACUGGACCUGGCAACCCUCCUCGAGUGACUACGUAUUGUGAUUGUUUAUUUCCAAUAUCCACUCUCAUCAGAAUCGGUGGUAGAAAUUAAAUAUUCUACUAACCAUGACUGUAUUCGCUUUUUCUAUUUACGAAAAAGUGGAACACAGCAAAAAUCAAAUUACCCAGGAGAGAGAGAGAGAGAAAGAGAGAGAGACAAAAUAAGUGGCAACAGUGGCAAAGGAGGGAGCUUUCCAAGGCGUUGGAUACUAUCUGACAAGUCCUGUCUGCCAGAGCUAUAAAGAACCAUUUUUCCCAUUCGUAAAGAAGGGCAAGAAGUAUAAUUAAAAGAGAGGGAAGAAAAGAAGAGGCAGCUGAUUUGUUUUCUGCCUUUUCAGGCAGAGGGGGAGAGAGAGCUAGUGACUGAGAGAGAAAUGGAGAAGAAAUGGAGCUGGGGAGAGCUGUUGCUGCUAAUCAGUAUCUGCAUUUUGGGAUGGAGGGUCAGUUUUAUCAAUGGAGCUACGGAUCCAGGAGAUGUCUCUGCUCUAAAUGCCAUGUAUAGUAGUUUAAACUCGCCUCCAAUUCUAACACUAUGGAGUUCAAGUGGUGGCGAUCCAUGUGGACAAAUUUGGAAAGGCAUUACUUGUUCAGGCUCAAGGAUCACUGAAAUUUCAUUGACUGGUUUAGGACUUUCUGGAUCAUUGGGAUACCAGCUCUCAAGUUUGGCAUCUCUAAUUAAUCUAGAUGUGAGUUCCAACAAUCUUGGACCUGACAUACCUUAUCAACUCCCUCAAAACUUGCAAAAACUAAAUCUUGGAUGGAAUAACUUCAGUGGAAGCAUCCCGUAUUCUCUUUCUCAAAUGAGUUUGCUUAUUUCCUUGAACAUCAGCCACAAUCAACUUGGGAAUCAAGUGAAUGAUAUGUUUUGGAAGCUUUCUUCCUUGGCCAUGUUGGAUGUCUCUUUCAAUUCUCUGUCAGGUGCCCUUCCCCAGAGUUUUAGCAACCUUACCAGUAUGAAUGCAAUGUUUCUGCAAAACAACCAAUUCAGUGGCACUAUUGAUGUUCUUACAAAUCUUCCACUACAAAAUUUGAAUGUCGAGAACAAUCAUUUUACAGGAUGGGUUCCUGAACGAUUGAAGAACAUAAAUAUUCAGGAGGGUGGCAAUUCUUGGAGCUUUGGGCUUGCACCCCCACCUCCACCUGGUACACCUCCAGCCAACCAAGAUUACAGAUAUCAUAAGCCGGGAAAUAUUUACAGCCCACUGAGUAGUCAUGCUGCUGGUGGAGAUAGCAGAUCAGGUAUCAGUGGUGGUGCCCUUGCUGGAAUUGUUAUAUCUGUGCUAGUGGUGGGAGCAGUAAUAGCAUACAUGCUUGUAAAGAGAAGAUCCAAAAGGUCUUCCUCAGACAUAGACAAGCAAAAGCUUGGGAACUUGCCUAUCGUAUCUCCUGCUUCAAAUGGAGUGCAAGAGAUGAAGCUUGUUCAUACUUCAUCAUCAUUUGAUGCAAAAUCAUUGGAUUCUCCUGCUUCAAUCAAUCUUAAGCCCCCACCUACUGAUUCUCAUAAAUCAUUCGAUGACAAUGAUACAUCAAAGAUACCUGUAGUGAAGAAGACCAUUGUCACCCCUCCGAUAAGUGUGAAGUCUUAUUCAAUAGCAGAUCUUCAAAUGGCUACGGGCAGUUUCGAUGUAGAAAACCUUCUCGGUGAGGGAUCACUUGGACGUGUUUAUCGGGCUCAGUUUGAUGAUGGGAAGGUUCUUGCCGUGAAGAAAAUAGAUUCAGCUGCCUUCCCUAGAGGAUUGUUGGAAGAUUUCACAGAGAUAAUUGCUAAUGUAUCUCAGUUGCAUCAUCCUAAUGUAACCGAGCUAAUGGGUUAUUGCUCGGAGCAUGGCCUGCAUUUGCUAAUAUAUGAGUUCCAUAAGAAUGGCUCGCUACAUGACUUUUUGCACAUAUCAGAUGAAUAUAGCAAGCCACUGACCUGGAACUCCCGUGUCAAGAUUGCUUUGGGGACGGCUCGUGCAUUAGAGUACCUGCAUGAAGUUUGUGAACCGUCAGUUGUUCACAGAAAUAUUAAGUCAGCCAAUAUCUUAUUAGAUGCUGAAAUUAAUCCUCAUCUCUCUGAUUGUGGCCUGGCUAGCUUUAUAACCAAUCUUGAUCAGGCAUUAGAUCACCAGGUAGGAUCUGGGUACAAUGCCCCUGAGGUUACCAUGUCGGGUCAAUAUAUAUUGAAGAGCGAUGUAUACAGCUUUGGAGUGGUUAUGUUGGAACUUCUAAGUGGGCGUAAGCCAUUUGAUAGUUCAAGGCCAAGAGAUGAGCAAUCCUUGGUUCGAUGGGCUACACCUCAGCUCCAUGACAUCGAUGCCUUGACGAAAAUGGUUGAUCCUGCUCUUAAAGGACUCUACCCAGUCAAGUCUCUCUCGAGAUUUGCAGACGUUGUGGCUCUUUGCGUCCAGCCGGAGCCUGAAUUUAGACCACCUAUGUCAGAGGUGGUGGAGUCAUUGGUUCGGCUUGUGCAGAGAUCCAACAUGAGCCGAAGAACGUUUGGAAGUGAUCAUGGAUCAUCCUUUAGAACUGAUGAUCCUGAUGCACGAGAGACAUCUUAACUGGCUUCUUCUCACUAAAAACACAGUUCUCCAAAUUUAUAUAUAGAA
This is a messenger RNA of Cucurbita maxima (winter squash), 2678 nucleotides long. Its product is annotated as protein STRUBBELIG-RECEPTOR FAMILY 6-like. The transcript is spliced from 16 exons. Gene Ontology annotation, molecular function: protein binding; protein kinase activity; ATP binding. Lineage: Eukaryota; Viridiplantae; Streptophyta; Magnoliopsida; Cucurbitales; Cucurbitaceae. Gene Ontology annotation, biological process: protein phosphorylation. Bases 465 to 2630 code for a protein of 721 amino acids. The record is from RefSeq and is a predicted model, not a curated record.